AUGCCCACUCCACAUUUUAUCGUUGGCAACGAAAGCUCCGACUUGGAUUCCAUUGUAUCCUCCAUUGUGGUGGCCAAGUAUGGUAACGAGCUUUUCGGUCGUGUCGGCGAUGUCGACACCAAACAUAUUGCGGUGCUGGUCACACCUGGAGACAUGUUCUUUUUUAAAAAGUAUUGUUCCUAUGUUGUUGAAAAUAUAAUGGAUGUCGAUUUAACGGAUACUUCUGAAAUCCUUUUCAUCGAUGAUUUCAUGGCGACCGCAAAAUGCUGCGAUUCCAUUUGUGUUUCCCUCGUGGAUGGACCGCAAAUUCCAUUGUUUCUCCGGCUCUUUAAUUACAACUUCCAAGUGUUCAACAUUAUCGAUCACCAUUGCUUUGAUGCGAGUGCACGCUAUUUGGGUGAGUGUGUUUUUAUCGAUCCCUGUGCGUCAAACUGUACCAAUGUGUUUCGAGUCAUGUGGGAAAAGAUUUUCCAUAAAAACGCAUCGACUAGCACAUUGGAGUCUAUCUUUUUUGAGCAUCCUUCACAUGCAAAGCAUCGAUUUUGGGAAAAUCCACAUUGGUUUGCGGAGCUUCUGGAGGCCAAAAAGGAGCCUGUUGAUAGGGUUCUGCUGGCACUUUUGUGCGUGAUUGUUGUGGACUCCAUUGGAAUGGACAUGGAUGGCUCCGAUAAGGUUACUAUCCACGAUGUAAAGGCUUGUCUCUCCAUUCUCCAAUAUCUUCGGAUUGGAAAAUUUAUUUCUUUGUGUCCAGAAGAAUUUGAGCAGCCAUUACUAUUUGCGUUUGUAAGGGAGAAUCAUCUGCAGCUCUUCGGCUCCAUAUUUGCUCAUCUCAAGGAAUACUCGUCUUUUUCGGCGACUGCGUUGCUUGUAUCGCCCCAAAUUGUGCUGCAGCUUGACUACAAAGAUUAUUUAUACGAGUUUCGGGAUGCAAAAGAGCGUUUUUUUGCGUACGGCAUUUCCAGUAUUUCUUGUUCCUUGUACGAGUUCGUUUCUGAUUGUAGCGUUGAAAAAGAAACCGCCUCGUUUGCGGACUUUUCCUCAAAGCUAGUCGCGCACUUUGCGUUGAAAGCAAAAUUAAUUCCAAAUUACUCGUUUCUCUUUGUCAUGACCUGUCAGUCGAGAGAGAUCAUGACCAAUGACAGCUUGAUUGCAGAUGACGCCAAGGACAGCUUGAUUGCAGAUGACGCCAAGAGCAGCUUUAUUGGCGCAAGACAAUUGUCUUUUUGCUCGCCUGCCGAUUAUUUUGGAACCUUGGACAUUAACGAUGCUGCAGAAUGUGUUUUGGAAAAUUUUGAACAAUUAUUUCCUGGGCUGAUUUCGAAUUUGGAGUUGAAAUUUGUAUCUGCUCUUGUGGCAAAUUCGUUUGUCACGGUGUCGUUUAUUCAAGGUAAAUACAAAAUGUCCAGGAAAGCCAUACAGCCCGUGAUCCACGAAUCGAUUGGCCAUAGAAGUAAACCACAUUAG
Mitosporidium daphniae is the source of this 1464-nucleotide messenger RNA. RefSeq lists its product as uncharacterized. Bases 1 to 1464 code for a protein of 487 amino acids. The transcript has a single exon. NCBI's taxonomy places the organism in Eukaryota, Fungi, Microsporidia. The record is from RefSeq and is a predicted model, not a curated record.